AUGAUCGUCGUCGAACCUGUGCCCAAGCACUUCACCACUGGCGUGGUGGAAAUGUUUGACGGCACAACCGACGGCAAAGAGGCCUACCUUGACACCUCGACCGGGGCGACGAACCUAAAGCCCAAAAAGAUCCACCACAUCAGGAUUGAGGAUAUUCGGGUCCAGGUCCCGGCACCUCAGCUUCUGCGCGAUGGCUACGAGACACAGAUCUACCCUACGUCUCUGACCGAAGAGGAGUUCAUGACCUACCGUACCCCAGAGGGCAAGCAGAUGAUCAAGGACCGCUACUGGCCCGAACUGCAUGCGCUCAUCGCGCAGAAGACGAAGGCGGCGAGAGUGAUCCCUUGGCAUUUUAGUCUGCGCAAUCAGACCCUGGGCUACCAUCCGGAUGAGAUCUUCUUCAUGAAGACGGGCAUCUCGCAGCCCGCCUCUACCCUGCACAUCGACAACGACCACACCACGGCGCUGAGCCACUUGCAGCGCGAGGUUGGCGAGGCCGAGACUCAGCGUCUUCUCCUCAAACACAAGCGCUGGGCAAUUAUCAAUGUCUGGCGGCCGGUGGGAAGGCCCGUUCAGCGCUGGCCACUGUUGGUCGUCGAUCACAGUCACAUCCCCGACUGGAAUUUCGCCGACCACGUGGCCCGUGUCUACCGCAACAAUGAUCCCAAGUAUUACAAGGCCCAUGACAAUUUCCUCAAGCCCCAUGCGGACUAUGUGUUUCGCUAUGUGAGCCAGCUACGCCCCGAGGAGGUCAUCAUGUUCCGGGAUUAUGACUCACGUACGGAUCAGGUCCGCGGGACUCCGCAUGGAGGCUUUCAAGACGACCAGACCCCCGAAGAUGCUCCAGCACGUCGGUCCAUUGAAGUGCGACUGUUUGCAUUCUUUGACGAUGGUCACGAGGAAGAGGAGUAG
Molecule: messenger RNA, 912 nt
Organism: Aspergillus lentulus
Lineage: Eukaryota; Fungi; Ascomycota; Eurotiomycetes; Eurotiales; Aspergillaceae
Molecular function (GO): oxidoreductase activity
Source: RefSeq, a predicted model, not a curated record